CUUCUUUACAAAAUUGUUAUUGUCUUUACUUCCGUAUUGCAAAAUAACUAUCGAAUUGAACAUUCAUUCAUGUUCACGUAGAAUUAGUUCUACUUGAAUCGGUAUAACUACACAGAUAGUCAUAAAGCUGGGAGUUGGAAUAUUGCAACUUCAGAAAGAAUUUAGUUUAAAGGUGCUAGUGGAUAAAAAAAAUUGUAUUUAAAGAACAUGUAUGAAGAUUUUGCGUUUUAGUAAGUGUUUUAUUUAUCUUACAUAUCCUGUAUAACAUUUAAUAAUCCUUAAAUGCCAUUUUUAAUAAUAAAAACAAAUCUAUCAUAAACAAGUUUUCUUUGUGCUCAGAGUCUCUUCUCUUAGAUGAAGUGAAAAAGCUUGGAAGUGAAAUGGUGGCGAUCUAGUAAGGUUUCGUCUGUAAUUUUAAUAAUUAUCCUCGAGUGCCCAAUUUCGACGCAUACAAGCAGUAUGUUGAAGUUUUGUUGCUCAAUAUAGGGAUUUAGGUAAUUAAUUUUGUUAUUUCAUUACACAUGUACCUUUUAUUUACACAUUUUAAAUUCAAUUGAUUGUGUUAUCAACAAAAAUUCGUUGAAAAACGAAAUGACCCAAGUCUAUGUAACGGCGGCCAUAUCUGUUGAGAGUGCCCUAAAACGACGCAUCUGAUUGGUUACAUGAUUUCAAUGUAAAUAUCACUCUUGUGGAGACUGAAUGAAUAAAAUAUUAACUCAUGGUUGUUGUGCUUAAAUUUGUAGUUGCUGUAAAAGUAAUAUGAAACUGAAAUUAAUUAAAUCAAAUAAGAUUUUUAAUUGUGUGAAGCCAUACUGUCUGGCAGUGGUUUUAAUAGGGGCCUGUGUCAGCAACCCUGUCAUAACCUGUGUUUAUGGAAGAUAUGUGAAUAUAACCUGUACUUCUUUUGUGGAACCUGCACUUAUAAUCAAUUAAAUGAAAAUUAGUAAUAAACAUAAUAUGCAAUUACCAACAUAAACACUUGCUACAUAUUGUUAAAAUUGUAUUACAGCAUAACCAAAAACAUAUCCGGACUUCAAAUCAAAGUUUACGCGUACACCUUUUUCAUAGUGAAUAUAAAUCUAUUUAUACGAUGUUUUGUCAAAUGGCAGUCACGUGACUUAUGAAUAAAAUAGUGAACUUUUGCAGACGAAACUAAUGCAUUAACCCUCGGUCUUAUUAACAAAGACACUUGGGUGUAAAGUGUUCAAAAGUUUUGCAUUAAGUAAAAUACAUAAAAAUCCAUCAAUUGCAAAACGAUCAACCAUAUCUUACCUUUUAACCAGCUAUUUUCCACAUAACAAACAAUGGCUAUAGUAAAUUGUGUGUAGAGUAUCAUGUGCUAUUGUAUGACGUCAACGGAUGUCGCUUAUGUAUCAAACAGAGGCAAAACAAAAAAUGCGUCGAAUUAGGGCAGCGUCGAUUCGGGUCACUCAACGAUACAUUUUAAGUAAAUACUUCAUAAUUUAGAGCAGUUGACUCACAUCAUUAUUUGACUCUCAGCAUUCCAUUAAGACGCUAGUUAGUCUAAAAAGUUAUUGAGACUUCGGGGCUUUUCAUCAGGAAAUUGGGAAAAGUCCCUAGCCUUUCAAAUUGGGAAUUUCAUGCGCGAUAACUGCUCAUUUUGGGAAGGCCGUGUUUUAAAAAGUUUUUGAAACAGGGUCUUUUUCAUUGUGCAGACGUAUUAAAAGACACAUUGUGGUGCAUUCUUAAUCAUAAUAGAGCUCAUUGCUUUCAAUUUGUGAGAUGCCCAUUAUGUCUAAGUACAAUUUGGGAAAUUCCUCUAUCAAUUUUGGAAAAAAAUGACCUUAUUUACAAUAGGGAAGGGGCGGAAAGUCUUAUCCAAUCCAAAGAGCCUGGGUCAACAUUCUCAAAAAGGAUAAUCAUUAUUCAAAAGAAAAAAAUAGUUCUAUUGUAGAAGGUACAAUGUAGCUGUUUGAUUUUUUUUUAUCUAAUUCUGCGACUAAGCAAAUUAGUAGUAUACCUUUUUUGGUGAGUUGAUUUUAAUUGCUAAUUCUCUGAAACAGUUUAAUCUCAAUUUAUCCUAAUGUGUGUUAAAGGGUUGAUUAUUUCAUGCUUGUGACAAGUAUAUAUAAUCAUGAUAAUUUCUCUGGAGAGUUUAACAGAUAUAGUGAGAGAGAUAAAGUUGUACAGUUGAUUUUUCAUGUUCCAUUUUUCAUACCAUUUUAAGGGACGUAUAUUGUAAUACUGAGGACAUGUACAAGAUUGAUAAAAACAGGAAUAGUUAAAAGUAAUAAAGACAAAUUAACAGUUUUAAACAUAAUAUUAGGGAUUUUUUUACAUAAUGCUUAAUAUCAGCAGCACUCUUCCAUUCAUCAAUCAACUUUAAAAUGGAGUUAAAAGGACGGGUGAUUGUGUACUCAAUCCUUGGAUGCCCCCAUUGCAUGCGGGCCAAGAACACGCUACAAGAGCUUGGUGUGCCAUACACAGACAUUAGCUUGGAUAAAUUUCCACAUGUGAGGGCUGAUGUUCAGACGAGGACCCAGAGGCGAACAGUUCCACAGAUUUUUUUUAACGAGAAACACAUCGGUGGGAAUGAUGAUCUGCAGACAUUGGUAAGUAACAAGGAAGACUUCGCUGCAGCCCUGGAGGUUUUGAAGACCACAUCCCCAGGGCCAGAUGCCCCUUCUAUACCAGACCCAAGCACAGCUGUGAAAUCUGCUGACCCAGGGGACUUUGUAUGUGAGCCUGAUGAGUAUGCUGAACUCGUUCAAGAUCUGAGAAAGUCAGGAAUCAUCAAAGAUCAUCGCUCUGGUCUCCUCCGCUCAUACAAAAACUCAUUCAGUGGGAAAGACUUUGUUGAUUGGGUCGUGAAAACGAAACAGCUUGACAGAGAAAGAGCUGUAGAGAUGGGUCAGGCUUUGAUUGACAAGCAUUUUGGUCAUCACGUGAAGGGUGGGGAGUUGUUCCAGGAUGCUGACAUAUACUACCGCCUACUGGAGGAUGAUGACACAUCUGCACUGAAUUCUGGGUCUUCAGAUUGUGACCCAAGAUCUGCUGGUGCACUGGGGGAAGAUAUUAGGAAGUUGAUCUUGAAAAUUUACAAUAGCUUCUUAUCAUCUGAUGGCAAGAAAGUUAACUACAAAGGUAUCGGUGAAAGCAGCGAGUUUGAACAGUACAUACGUCUCACAAAGGAGCUGGUGCGAGUGCAGAUAGUUGAGGCGUCGAGGGAGGAGAAGUUGGCAUUCUUCAUCAAUGUUUACAACGCUCUUGUGAUACACGCCAAUGUAACCAUGGGGCCCCCAGUGAAUCUCUGGCAGAGGUACAAGUUCUUUAACACAGUGCGGUAUAUAAUUGGAGGGUAUGAAUACUCGCUACAGGAUAUCGAGAAUGGAGUCCUAAGGGCCAAUAGAAAAGGAAUUGGCAUGUUCACAAGACCAUUUGGUUCCUCUGACCCUCGUGUAAAGGUGGCACUAACAGAACACGAGCCUUUGAUUCACUUUGCACUUGUUUGUGGGGCCAAAAGCUGCCCACCCAUAAAAACUUACUCUUCUGAGGGCAUCUAUGAGCAACUGAAGCUGGCUGCAGAGUCCUUUCUAGAGGGGGAUGAUGGCUGUCAGGUGGACAUGGGCAAUAAGACCAUCAAGUUGUCACAGAUCCUCAAAUGGUACAGUCUGGACUUUGGCAAGAACAAGGAGGAGGUGGUAGAAUGGGUUCACAAGCACAUGGCUGAGAGUGAGAAGAGGUCACAAGUUGGGGAGUUGCUGAGCAGCAAGAACUUCAAGCUUUCUCAUAUGCCUUAUGACUGGGGAAUCAACUCAUAAACUGUGAACAAGAACUUGAAGCUUUCCCAUUCCUAAUGACUGGGUAAUCAACUCAUAAACUGUGAAGAUAAUACUCAAUCUUUCACAUAUGUAUUACAACUGAGGAAUCAACUCAUAAACUGUGAACAAGAACAUGAAGCUUUCCCAUUCCUAAUGACUGUUGAAUCAACUCAUAAACUGUGAAGAUAAUACUCAAGUUUUCCCAUAUGCCUUAUGACUGGCGAAUCAACACAUAAAUGAAUGGGAUAUAAAUGUAUAACCUUUGAAUCAAGAACAAAUCUUUUAACAUAUUAACUUGCACUAUUACUGGAUAUUCAACUUAAAACCUCUUUAAGCUUGAUUGGGUCAAUGUAACAGGCCUAUUUAAACACUAUUGAAUCUGUUUUUAUUAACGGGUACUACUUAUCUUAAGAAAGAUCUUGAGAACAUUACCUAUUUUAGACUAUGAGAGGUAUACAUGGAGGGGUAAUAGGCCAAAAUAAGGAUAUUUAUGAGACAGGGUCUCACUUCUUUUACACUCCAUGUUGUUGUUAACGUUGUGAUAUAUAUUGUUUACCUAUUUUAUACCAUAUUGAUUUUAUUUGUAUUGUAUAUUAACAAUUGUUAUUGUUUAUAGGGUGCACAUUUCA
Messenger RNA from Dreissena polymorpha, 4411 nucleotides. RefSeq lists its product as uncharacterized. The coding region runs from base 2349 to 3782 and encodes 477 amino acids. The record is from RefSeq and is a predicted model, not a curated record. Gene Ontology annotation, molecular function: electron transfer activity. Lineage: Eukaryota; Metazoa; Mollusca; Bivalvia; Myida; Dreissenidae. The transcript is spliced from 10 exons. Gene Ontology annotation, biological process: cell redox homeostasis; intracellular signal transduction.